AUGGGAAAAUCUCCUCGUUUUAUCCACGAGUGCCCGAACGUGGAAAACACAUUGCCUCUAGAACUAUUCCGAGCGCAGUCUCCGGCUCGCUACUCACAGGGAGACGGCGACAAGAUGGUCCUCUAUGCUGGGAAUGGUGAUUGCAGCCUUGAAAUUCUCGCCACCAGCAGCAUACAUGUACACGAGAAACUACGGGCGGCGGGCUCUUCCGUGGCUGUUUUCGUCCUUGACACGAGCGUGGUGUUAUGGUUUCUGGGCAUGCAGGGAUCCACAGGCCUCGGGGUAGAAUUGCCAUACCCGCUGAUAGCUUUGCAUGCUCUCAAGGAUGUGGAGGGCGAGUCGGUGUUAUAUCUCCAGGUACUCUCGUGUGAGCUUUUCCAGAGCGUGGCCGUCUCGGAAUACACGCAGACAGUGGAGCUUAUCUUGCGGGCCGGCCGGCCGGGCCAGCAGACGAGCCUGCUGUUUUACUCGCCGCUCUUAGUGGCGCCCUGUGCCGUGCCACAGUUAUACGAGGCCUUGGGCACGUGCUCCGCCUUGCACUACGACUCGGAGCCUGAAUCCGAGACCGAUGGCUUUGGCGCGGACCACGAAUGGAUCACCGCAGACCACGAAUGGAUCACCGCGGACUCGGGCCCCGGCCCCCAGCUCGAGAUGCCUGCAAGCUGGGUCAAUAGCGGCGAUGCGGACGAUCUUGGAAUGGCCGACCCCAGCGAAGAAAACUCGGACGGAGAGGCGGGGAUGAAUGUCGCAGUUGGUUAUGUGACGGUGGCCGGUGUGGUGCGGCGCCGGUCGUCGGUGUCGCGCGAGGCGCAGAAGCAGAGACGGAUUGGCUGA
Molecule: messenger RNA, 834 nt
Organism: Metschnikowia bicuspidata var. bicuspidata NRRL YB-4993
Lineage: Eukaryota; Fungi; Ascomycota; Pichiomycetes; Serinales; Metschnikowiaceae
Exons: 1
Coding region: 1-834 (277 amino acids)
Source: RefSeq, a predicted model, not a curated record